GCUCCGCCGCCAGUCAGUCACCUUUUACCAGCAGAGAGGGAAGUAUCGUUUUGGGGGUUUUAAGAAAACAAAUCUGAAGACAGCGGCACAGAAUUGAAGCAGUACACCGAGGUCAGCGGGAGACGGUAACUAGCCACUGCAUCUGGAGGAAAGUCAACGUGCAGGGAAACGGUCACGGGUGCGCGGAAGUUUGUGUUUACUGAUGUAGUAGUAGCUAGCUGGUUGGCCCUGUUAGCUUGUUAGCGAGGAAGGUGCGCGCUGCUCAGACUGCUGGACUUCAACAUUUACAACUAGCCCAACUUAACAGCCAAGUUAGACAACUGUCCUGUUUGUGGUUAUAACAUUUAAAAACGGUUUGGCAGAUGUUGCGGUGGCUUGUAGGUUUGGCAAACUCUUGUAACGUCAGUGCGGGCCACGAGCUUUGAAUCUUGUGGGGUCGUGUCACACACAGACAGCACUGACACAUAAAGAGAGAAAACGCAUUUAAAGCCACGAUCUUUAAAGUAAAGAUCACUGCAGUCAAACAUCCAAGCGUCCCUGUCUCUGCUGAUACGGAUGACCUAUAGGUUUGCAACAUUGGAGCUGCGACCCGUCCUCCUCUUCGGACCUAGUUCAUCGUCUUCGCCCGUGAUGGGCCCCCUGCUCAGCUAGUACGACGCGUGGAAACAAUCCGCAGCCCUCUAACCAUGGGAGGAUGUGUGGGGAGAUACUGGGAAGGCUGGGAGGACACACAGAGCCGAGGCUCGUCCAGGAACGGUGGACGAGGAGGACGUAACGAGCCUCUGAAGAAAGAGCGUCCCAAGUGGAAGAGCGACUAUCCGAUGACAGAGGGCCAGCUACGGAGCAAGCGGGACGAGUUCUGGGACACGGCGCCGGCCUUCGAGGGCCGUAAGGAGAUCUGGGAUGCCUUGAAAGCUGCAGCCGUGGCCUUGGAGUGUAACGACCACGAGCUGGCCCAGGCAAUAGUGGAUGGAGCCAGUAUCACACUGCCACAUGGUACUCUUGCGGAGUGUUACGAUGAACUCGGGAACCGCUACCAGCUGCCCGUCUACUGCCUUGCUCCACCUGUCAACCUCAUCUCAGAGCGCAAUGACGACGACCCCGGCGAUAGCCCCGAACCUCCUGUAGCACCCAAGAAGGAGUUCCAGCUCAAGGUACGACUUUCCACAGGCACAGACCUGCGCCUCAGCGCCAGCAUGGCUGACACCAUAGGGCUACUAAAAAAGCAGCUGCAGGCCCAGGAGGACAUUGACGCCGCCCACCAGCGCUGGUUCUUCUCCGGGAAGCUGCUCACGGACAAGACGCGACUGCAAGACACUAAGAUCCAGAAGGACUUUGUCAUCCAGGUCAUCGUCAACCCGCAGGCCCUCCGAGGCCCCAAGCUGUCACCCACCAACACUGCCUCAUCACCUGCAUCUGAAUAACGGAGGACACAGAGGACAGAUGGAGGGAUGGUGCAGUAGGUAGUGAGGUGGUUGGCGGACACUUAAGGACCAGAGGUGCCUCCGUGUUGCUGGAUAACUUAUACUUUUUAAGAACAGUUAUUGUUAUUGAAAUAAAAUCGUACUGUGGAGGUACAAAACUACUUUGGAGCAAAAACACAAGGAAGAAACUCAAAAGUGCUGCUUUCUGUCAUCUGCCACGUGUCAUUAUAGUUUGGGGUUCUGCCGGGUUGUUCUUUAAGUGAAUCCAGUCACCACACUAACGCUGGAGCUCCUCGUCCCCUUGUCUCUUUGAACCAUCUCGAAUUAAAAGCAGAACUUGUCAUGCUGGUGUGCAGCCAUUUCAACCACAUACAAAACAUGCACAUCACGCUGCACAUGCAGACUCCGCCUCUGCCCUUUUAUCUGCACUAAUGCUAACUAAGUGCCAACGGAUGAACUGCAGAGGUGUUUGUGUUGGUUCUAAAGCACAUUUCCACUAUGAUGCCCGUGGACUCUGCGCUGCAAUCCUUUUCUCCUCCACAGAAACAGGAGGGGAAGGCGGAGAGGGAUACUGAACUUCUUUUUUCCUUCUUUCUUUUAUUGAGGAAAUAAUGUAAACAGAGCUUUUUUGCACAUUUGAAGAUUAUAACUAUACUUUUGUGGUAGUUUGUGUGCCUUCUACAAAAUGAAACAAAAAAGGGUUAAUGUCCGUAAAGACGCUAGUGUUACCGCUAGGCAAAGCCUUCUGUAUUUUUUUAGAUUCAGGAACUCUUAGAUCAAUCCAAGCUAUAACUGCUGCCUUUUUUAAUGAUUUCAAGAAUAUUGCAAACAAAACAUUUAAUGUGUGAGUGCUGGCAGGUGUGUGCGUGUGCGUAUGUAUGUAUAGGAAUAUGCAUUUGGCCCAUAUGAUACAUUUCAGUACCACGUAGCUCAAAGACAAGACUGUUUCCCCGGUCAUAGCUUUUCAGUCAAUCAUAUCAAAUUGUGCAGGGAAGGCAAAAUUCCCCCACAAAAAAAUACGAUCUUAAAAGCUGCAUUAUUGACCACUUAAUGACCGCCAGACCACUAGGGGGCAGCAACACAGCCCUGAUGUAGUCAGUUCAGUUGCUUAGGGCUUCUUGUCCCUUUUCUCACCACAUGAUGAAUGUAAAAUCAGUAUUCAUUCAUCCUCAUCAACUUGAUGUGGUCCUCAAAGGAAAGUAUCUGCACAUUUGUUUGCUCAGUGUUUGACUUUCUUCACCAGCAUAUAAACGGCUUGUGUGAGCCUGUUUGCCAGAAAUGCCUGCCGACAUGUUUUGGACAUAGUCUGUGUAAAAAAAGUGGACGUAGCCUCCAGGUCUGAAAAGCAAGCCAGUGUGUAAGUUCCUUAACCCUGCAUUCUUUCUAAUGGCCAGCAGGGGGCGACUCUAAGAGAAGUAUAAUUGUAUAGAAGUCAAUGUGAAAACGACCCUACUUCUAACUUGAUUUAUUACCUCCGUAGACAUCUUCCCUAAGAGUUUAUGGUCUCAGUCACUAGUUUCAAGUCUUCUUCAAUACAGUACGAUGUUCAUUUUUUAAGUAAUAUUCUCAUUUAAUUAAACAAGAUACGCUUACUAUCUUGUGAUUGAUGGGUCACUACCAUGGCUCUCUGUCGAUCAAGAGAGGUGUAGCCAUGCGUAUCCAUCAGAUCCACUCUCUUGUCCAAAUAUGAUCAUUUCUGGCUCCAAAAAAAAAAAAAAAACCCCAGCUAAAAUGCCAAACUCGGCUUCGAAAUGGUCGUCCACAAACCAAUGGGUGACGUCACGGUUGCUACUUCCACUACUGUUACACUGUCUAUGUUUUUUUGUUUGGGAUUGGUGAGAACCAUCAGGAGUCUAUGUGGAGCGGUGAAUCAAAACAAUGAGCUUAGAGCCGCAAAGAGCGUUAGCAUCAGGUGUUGAUUCUCAGUGGAACCGGCAGUGCUAACAACUCUCAUAGGAAGUUAUUUAUUUUAGUGUUUUAUUAAGAAAUAUCACAUAAAGGGACAGUCCACAGAUUUAGACAUGAUUUGAUUUGACAUUAAAAGCAGAUGUUGGACGAGUGACGGUCAUCAACUUCAUAUAAUUUUUCAUUUUACUUAUGUUACCUCUCAGUUGACAGCAUCCUGUUAGCACCAUACACCUGCAUCAACAUUAGACUUUUUGUUGUGUCUGGAGGGCAAAGGGAGGGACACUGUUUUAGACAUUUUGUGACUAUCAACUGUUUGCUUGCUUGAGCAGAAACGUUGCUUAAAUUAAAUAAAAGAUAAAUAUGUACUUCUUAAAAGUCAGGUAACACAGUCAGUGUUUAAAAAAGCCAUUUUCUCAGUACUUGCCUUUAACAUGUAUGUACAAGUACAGCCUCAGUGAUUCUGACUGGUCAUCAUUGUGCAGCAAAAGAUUAUUGUUUUGGAUUGUUCUUCCAGCUUUGUCACUAACCACAGUGGCUGCGGGGGACAGAAACAAAUCAGCCACAGACAAAAUUGCCUUGAAUCAUAUACUGGCAGCUGAUGGCUGAAGCUCCCAUCAGGCCUGACAGUCUGAUUGGUAAAACACAUUUACACAAGGUGGCUACAUUCACACUGCAGCUCAACUUGCACAGCUGAGAUAUUCCCCCCUCACAUGUGACAUAUCAGAUUUUUGUCUGAGCGCUGUGAACAUCAAAAGCUGCAUUUAGUUUCUUGCUCCCACAGAUCAUAUGGACAUGUAAGAAAUUAUAUCUGGCAGCAUGCAGACGUUUCUCUGAACUCUGAAUUCACCAUGAGCCUGAGACAUUUAUGAUAUGUUUGACUACACUGCAGCUUCUUUGAGCAGUGUGUUAGAACGUAAAGAAACAUGACGCAACCCAGGAAGCUGAUUGUUUUGCUGUUUCACAUUUCUAGUGUGUCAUUUUAAAGGUCCAGUGUGUAGGAUUGAGGGGCAACUAUUGGCAGAAAUGGUAUAUAAUCUUAUUAACUAAGUUUUCAUGAACUUAUAAUAAUCUGAAACUAGUUAUCAUUCUGUUUUUGUUACCUUGGAAUGUGCGAUUUCUUUCUACAUAAGGAGCGGGUCCUCUUCCGCGAAGGCUGCCAUGUUGUUUCUACAGUAGCCCAGAACAGACAAACCAUUUAUGUUUUGACGUUGGCCACCAUAGUUCUCCUACACGCUUGGCUCGUGGGCGAUAUUUCAAUCGGUAGCAAUGUUGCAACCUAAAUACUAAAUGUCAUUAAAUCCUACACUCAAGACCUUUAAGUUUUGAAAUAUCAAAGAUUUUAAGGGGUUCACAGAUCCAGAUAGAAAAUUCAAGUGUCCAGGGUUUUGAGUUGCUCAUCUGAACUUCUCUUUAUAGGAUCACAUUAUUAGGGCUGUGGAGCGAUUUUAAAAAAAAAAAAAAAAAAAAAAAAAAAAAAAGGAUCUAAUUCAUUACAUGCUCUGUGAUUAAUCUAAAAUUGCAUUACAUCAUUUUUUGCUGUCAGAGUAUUUAAAGAAAUGUCAGUUCAAUUUAAUUCCAACGGAUGUGUUGUGGUAAAGCUGCUGGAUUUUAGACACAAUUGUCUCCCUGUCCUCUACAACCAAAACUGGUUUGCAGUCCAUUGCAAUCCAUUUUGCAAGUUAGUCGGUCACAGGUAGACUUGCUGAGAUUGCGUGUGAACGCCUGGUCGAGUGUGGCUUGACGAGGCUGACGGCUAGCGCUAGCAUCAGAGGCUGUGCUAGCUCAGACCUCCAGGUUCGCUGCUAAAUGCUUUGCUAAGAAGUGAUAUUUCAGGCUUUAAGUACUCCAAUGUUACAAAAAUUCCUUACUGCAGAAAUUGCAGUGGUGCUCCUAUCAACAGUUCCAUCGGGGCGUUUUUUAAAUAUAAGUGUUCAUUCACGGGGCCAAGCAACGUUGUCUUGUCUGCCUCCAUCAUGUGACACCGCUACUGUGGCCUUCAAUGACGCACCAGAUCAAAGGGCAUCAUUUUUUCUGUGAUGAAUUAAAUCGAAAUUAACAAAUUAUUUUUGACAGCCCUAAUUAUUAUCACUGGAAGGAAGAAGUUUUCAUUUCGCAUCUUUAAUUUAGGUGCCUUAAUUUAUAACAACUUGAGAGACUUUACUUUUGGCUUAAUUUUCAAAUCUGCAAAAUCACUGAAUUUGAGAGUUAUGUUUUUUGAAAUAUGGGACGCUUGGAAUUUCUAUCUAUUUGUGAACCUUUAAAAAACCACAAACAACAAAAUUCAAGUUUAUGAAAUUGCAAAACUAGUGCAAAUGUUACCCACAAUACAUUUCAAAGAGGGAAAUUCAGCCCACAUGUAUCCUAUCCCAGAGACUAGAGAUGCAAAGAUACAAAAAUCUCGUCUUUGCAUGACUGUCGCUUCCAGGUCAUGUUCAGGUCAGAUUUGGGUUACAUCCCAGAAUAGAUAUUCAGGCAAUUCAGGGUUGGGAAUCACGACCUGCUUUGUGAAUGUAUCCUGUAUUGUGCUUGUCAUGGUUGAACGCUCACAGUUAAGUAUUUGCUGUUUCUCCCUCCACACACCAAUCUGUAGCUGGAUGUGCCUUGUUUUCAUUCACCGCUCCUGCCACAAUAUUUUCAAGCAGUUUGAUCAUGGAGGGGAUAAAAUGAAACCAUCAGAGUGAAACCUAACUGAGCCACAGCUCACCACAUGAAGAAAACAUUUCAUAUUAUAUAAAAAUAUCAUAAUUUUGUGUCUUUUCUGUGCAGUUUCAGCCUUGACGCUGAUCACAAUCACUCUGUCUGUUAUUUCCAGGCCUUAUUUUGCUGUUCUUGUACCAAUGGUUCUUCUGGGGGAUAUUUCGUAAUCAUUGUACGCAAACUUGAAUAAGCAUUUUUCUCUGUAUGUGCAAUACAAUAGACAUAGACCUCAUAUCAUUUUUGUUUUGUUCCUCUGACUCCACAGAUUUCAUACAGCACCAGCUAUGAGUAUUCAAGAAAUGUCAAUCAACAGGUCCAAGCCUGCUACAAUCUGACGCCUCGUGUCAGAGAAUCAGCUGUUUCCAUGUUUGUCACUUUGAAAUGUAUUCGUCUUCUGAUGGCCUCUCAUCUUUCACAGAGUAAAUAUCUAAAUAUUAAAAAUGCCUACACA
Molecule: messenger RNA, 6480 nt
Organism: Epinephelus moara (kelp grouper)
Lineage: Eukaryota; Metazoa; Chordata; Actinopteri; Perciformes; Serranidae
Gene: ubtd1b
Product: ubiquitin domain containing 1b
Exons: 4
Coding region: 687-1424 (245 amino acids)
Molecular function (GO): protein binding
Source: RefSeq, a predicted model, not a curated record